AUGUUGGAUCCUAGCGCGACAGGUGUGACAAAGCAAAUGAUGCUGGAUUGGCUGCGAAUAAAUCAUCCCAUGACUCCGGUUUCGUCACAUAGCCUCAAGGCCUUUGUGGCAGAGCUUGUACGAAAGAAACAACCUGAAUUUUUUGCGGAUCCAACAAGUGAUGCGCCGGCCGUGAUACCUGACGGUUCUCAAUCCGAUACGCAGAAUCCAUUCGAAACCAACAUCACUGUUUUUGCGGAUCCUGAAAGUGAUGCGCCAGCGGUGAUACCCGGCGGUUCUCAACCCGAUACGCCGAAUCCAUUCCAAACCAACCACACUGUCUUUUCGGUUCCUCCUCAAGCAGUCCUCGAGCCAGAAGUAACAGAACAACAGGCCCACCUACAUGACUCCCUCCACGAGGUCCCUAGAUCAUCGACUGUAUCAAUACGUCCAGCCAAGAGAUCUGGCUCCCCAACCUUCAGUGGAAAGCCUUCAAAACGUUCAACAUUUGGGGUCUCUCAAUUAUCAAAUGCAUCAGAACACCACGUCAAGCGUCCUGCAUCCCCAACUACACACGAACCACUUCCAAAACGUGCCAAUAUUGGUGAUCAGGGACUGUUACCAAGAAAGCCAUCAAAGAAAGGACGCAAGACAUUACGCCAAAGCUAUCCUUCUGGUGGUUCAAGCAGGUCUGCCCAUCGGGACUCAUCUAUGACGGCUUCAUUGGUGAAAGGCUCAGAUAUCAACCUUUUGGACCGAGGCAGCGAAGAAGAUCUCAACGCCUUACUAGGUUAUGAAGUCACACCUAUGGAGUCAUCAAAUCUUUUCGCUGUUGACAGGUUCAGCUCGCCAAUGAAUGAAAUGAAGAAUAUAAUCAACACACCAGAGAAUCCUGGAACGCGCGACCUCAUUGACUUCUCAAGUGUAGAUUUGCUUUUGGUUGAAAAUCUAGCAGUUAUCACGCAGGACGCUCCCUUGAGUAAAAUUCCAACCCUAGUCAAGUCAGGUGUAGAUGCGUUCCAAGAAGAGAGACGUCGAGCAGAAACAGUAGUUUCUGAGCUUGAGAAAUCGGUUUCUUGUCUAUUGAAUAGAAUGGACCUGAUGGAAGAGAAGUCAGCAGCUCACAUUGUUGAACAUGAACAACAGAGAUACGAGCAAGAUCAUGCACUCCAGCAAGCUACUUGUCGACUUGACAAACAAGCAAAAUGUAUUGACGAGCUCAGGGACACGGUUUCCAGUUUAAAACAACAGCUGGAUGUUUUACAUCGCCGAUUGAACAGAGCUGAGGAAGACAUUGGGACACAGGAACGUUGCAUUGUGCGAUUGAUGCAACAAGACGAGGGAUCAGACGGGGAGGAAGCAUACCCUGGAAUUGACAGUCAAUCUGACUAUAGCGUUUAA
Molecule: messenger RNA, 1380 nt
Organism: Melampsora larici-populina 98AG31
Lineage: Eukaryota; Fungi; Basidiomycota; Pucciniomycetes; Pucciniales; Melampsoraceae
Exons: 10
Coding region: 1-1380 (459 amino acids)
Source: RefSeq, a predicted model, not a curated record